Molecule: messenger RNA, 1392 nt
Organism: Mucor mucedo
Lineage: Eukaryota; Fungi; Mucoromycota; Mucoromycetes; Mucorales; Mucoraceae
Exons: 5
Coding region: 1-1392 (463 amino acids)
Biological process (GO): RNA 3'-end processing
Molecular function (GO): nucleotidyltransferase activity
Source: RefSeq, a predicted model, not a curated record
AUGGCCCACUUUGGUGAUAAUACCGAAGAAAUGAAGGUGGUAUGUUUCGAAGAUGUCGAGAAUCAUUUGAAACAGGUUGCAUCAUCUAAGUAUGAUGUUAUGAUAUCUCAGUAUGUUACUUUACUCAAUUUUUUGGUGUCAGAGGAAACCUUGAAAUCUUCUCAAAAACUGUCGUUUGAAAUCAUGAACGUCGGUGAAUAUAAACAAGACUUGCGACGCUUCUUGUCUUUGAACACAUUUCCCUUGGAUGACACCCAACUUUUAGUGAUGCAUGUCAAAAAUGUCAUUGCGCGUCCUGAAAAAUCACUGACAGAAGAAAUUAUAGCAUGUUACGACGAAAACUAUUUUUCAAAAGAGAACGUGUACCAGGUAAAAAGAAGUAUCAGAGACAAAGUAAACGCUGCCGUUCAAACAUUAUUUCCUCAAUUUGAUUUAUCCGUUCAGUUGAUUAGAUCAUGCCAUACGGAAUUGAUAUCUUCCGAUAGUACUUUACACAUGGGGGUUAUUGUUCCAAAAUGUUCGAGCGAAGACCCGGAUGAGUUUGCAGAAUUUCAAGAACGCCAUAAGUCUUUGAAUAACAUGGAUAACUAUAUCGAGUGCUUAGAAGAGAUUGGCAUGGUUGAUAUACAUUAUGCCCCAGGACGUUGUAGUAGCACUUUAUUGUUUACUGACUCUAUAUCCGGAAACUUAUGUGAUAUCAGCAUUGAUAGAACCUUGCUUUAUGAAAGAGAAAAAUUGAUUGAAGCGUAUCUCGAGCUGGAUAAAAGGAUCAGGCCUUUAAUCAAUGCUAUUCUGCAUUUCUGUCAAGGACACCAUAUAAAGAAUGCUGAUGGAUAUCCAUCUUUAAGCACAUAUUCCAUAAUCAUCAUGGUACUAAACUUUUUGAUAAACGGAUUAGAGUACCCUGUUAUCCCCAACCUUCAAAAUAUCUCAAGAAACAAUGAGUGCGAUUUUGAAGAUUGUUUAUUUACCAAAAACAAAGACAUUAUAGUUACAGUAAUAUACGCUAAAAGAAUUAGAAAAAUGAUGUUUCGCUACCAUACGUGCGUUAUAACCCAACACAAUGGUGAUAGUUUAGAUAUUAUAAUGGAAAAUCGAACUUUGUGGAAUGGUCAAAACAUUGAUAGUUUGGGUUCACUCUUGAUUGGGUUUUUCCAAUAUUAUUCCAACCGAAAAAAUCUCACUGGUGGAGUCUCUAUCUCUCGAGUAGGUGGAAGUAGAAGAGGCCUAAAUUAUUUUCACCCUGUUGUCAUCAGUGAUCCGUUUUUACCAAUUAACAAUAUUUCACCAGAUACUGUGGAAAAAAUAAUUGAAACGUUUUAUUUAGCUUGGGAGGCAUUGACAGAUGAAAAAAACUUUGAAUUUAUCUGCGGAGGCAAAUUAUUAUUGUAA